Westerdykella ornata is the source of this 556-nucleotide messenger RNA. RefSeq lists its product as uncharacterized. Lineage: Eukaryota; Fungi; Ascomycota; Dothideomycetes; Pleosporales; Sporormiaceae. Bases 95 to 556 code for a protein of 153 amino acids. The record is from RefSeq and is a predicted model, not a curated record. The transcript is spliced from 3 exons.
GACUGACUUUCUGCAAAACAAAUCUGCGCAAGCUCUGUGAACAACAUCACUCUUUCUCCUAGAGAGUUGAGGCGAAUCACUUUACAGAGCAAUAAUGAACACAGUGAAAUCAGUAUACUACGGCUGGGGCGCCUUCAUCGCCGCCGGCGCCGGCGCCUACUACUUCGCCAAAAAGUCCAUCAACGCCGACCGCGCCGCGCGCGCCGAAGCCGACCGCCAAAAGCGCAUCGCACACCAGCAACUGGAAAACGAGUACAGGAACAAGUUUCCGCCUGCAAACGCCCAACAACCGAUACAGUCGUCCAUCCCCUCGACGCCUGCCGCUUCCCAGAUCAGCAAUGCGUAUCUUGGGAGUAGGAGUGAGUUGAAUAAGGAGAGAGUGGGAGAGGAGUGGGGGAAUCAGAGGGACGAGGCGGGCAAUCCGAGUCAAGAGGCGAGUCAGGAUCCGGCGCCGACGAGGCAUGCGCCGGAGGAUGAAGGGCAGAAGAUGCGGGAGAAGAGCAAGUAUGAGGCUACUGAUGUGUUUAGGAGUCGGAAGGGGGAUAGGUUUAGCUGA